Lytechinus pictus (painted urchin) is the source of this 4606-nucleotide messenger RNA. Its product is annotated as ornithine aminotransferase, mitochondrial-like. NCBI's taxonomy places the organism in Eukaryota, Metazoa, Echinodermata, Echinoidea, Temnopleuroida, Toxopneustidae. Bases 46 to 1356 code for a protein of 436 amino acids. Gene Ontology annotation, molecular function: L-ornithine transaminase activity; identical protein binding; pyridoxal phosphate binding. The record is from RefSeq and is a predicted model, not a curated record. The transcript is spliced from 8 exons. Gene Ontology annotation, cellular component: cytoplasm.
UAUUCUCUUUGUUCUCUCUCAGAAUCUCCAACAAAAUUCACAACCAUGAUGUCUAGGUAUUGUAGUCCCUUGCUUCGGAGGAUCUCCUUGCAGCAGCUGGUCCGAUCCCAAUUUUCUGUUCCCAGCCAAGCAGCUGCAAGCAAACUUACAUCAGACCAGGUCUUUGCGAGGGAGUCUCGGUAUGGAGCCCACAACUAUCACCCACUCCCUGUGGCACUUGCAAAGGCUAAAGGUGUGCAUGUGUGGGAUGUUGAAGGGAAGCGGUACUUGGACUUCCUGAGUGCAUACAGUGCAGUGAACCAAGGUCACAACCACCCCAAGAUAGUCCAGGCCAUGCAGGAUCAGUGUCAAGUCCUCUCCCUGACAUCCAGGGCAUUCUACAACGAUGUCCUGGGAGAGUAUGAAGAAUACAUCACCAAACUGUUUGGAUAUGACAAAGUACUUCCCAUGAAUACAGGUGUGGAAGGGGGCGAAACAGCCUGCAAGCUGGCCCGCAAGUGGGGAUACAAAGUGAAGGGUGUCCCCAAUAACCAGGCUCGUGUCGUCUUCGCAGAGGGUAACUUUUGGGGUCGAACAAUGGCUGCUGUCUCAAGCUCUACAGAUCCAGAUUGCUAUGAGGGCUUUGGACCCUACAUGCCUGGCUUCGACAUUGUUCCCUAUAGUGAUUUGGGAGCUUUAGAUAAAGCGACUCAGGAUCCAACUGUUGUAGCAUACAUGGUAGAACCAAUCCAAGGUGAAGCCGGAGUCAGGGUCCCAGAUGCAGGUUAUCUUCAAGGUGUCCGAGAUAUCUGCACAAAGAAUAAUGUUCUGUUCAUUGCUGAUGAAGUACAGACAGGGCUAGCCAGAACAGGGAAGCGUCUGUGUAUUGACCAUGACAAUGUUCGUCCAGACAUAGUCAUCCUUGGCAAAGCUCUAUCAGGAGGCAUGUAUCCUGUAUCUGCUAUUCUUGCUGAUGAUGAGGUUAUGUUGACCAUUAGACCAGGUGAACAUGGGUCUACAUAUGGAGGUAACCCGCUGGCAUGUAAGAUCGCUAUGGCUGCACUUGAGGUUCUUGAGGGGGAGAAACUGGCAGAAAAUGCAGAGCGUCUUGGGAAGAUUGUACGGUCUGAGCUGAGCCAACUAGAUGAUAACAUUGUGGCAGCAGUGAGAGGCAAGGGUCUGCUCAAUGCUGUUAUUAUCAAGGAAACACAACAAUAUGACGCAUGGCAGGUCUGUUUGCGUCUCCGUGACAAUGGUCUCCUGGCAAAGCCCACUCAUGGUGACAUCAUCAGACUGGCUCCACCCCUUACUCUGACUGAUGCUGAGCUCGAAGAAAGCCUUGGUAUCAUCAAGAAAACCAUCCUUUCUUUCCUGUAAAUGGCUUUUGGUAACUGUCAGGCUAGGUUUCACAAUACCUUAGUAAGUUAAAAUUUAAUUCCAUUGAAAUAUAUUCAUAGAGUUAAAUGGGAUGUCCAACCAUGUUUAUACAACUUACCAAGACUCGCAUUGAACAUAAUGUGGAGGUUUAAUUGGAUUAGAGCUUCACAAGACCUCAAGUGGUGACGGAAAAAAGCUUUAUCCCCUAGGAUGUUCAUCAAUAAAAAAUCAUUAUUCAUAAGAUUGUAAAAACAACUAUUUAAAUGCCUUUGAAUUGAUGCUAUCACCCUAAUAUCAAUUUUAUGAUAUAUUUCAUUGUUCUACAAGGUUAUACCAACAGAUCUGGUGUUAAAAUUGAUUAUAAAUGUUGAUUUUAGGAUUGAAGAAACUCCCAGGGUUUUGUCAUUGGAAGAAUUGUGGUGGUUCAUAUGCCAAGUGGUAUUUUGACCGGAAAAAAACCCUACAUUUUUUCUUGUACAUUUGAAAUGAAAUACCUCCCUGAUGUGAGGGAGCAAGCUUGUGUUAUAAUCCUAAUCAUGGGAAAACAAUCGGUGUGAAAGACUUUUGUAAAUUCUUUUCUAAAAAUCAACUAAUCGAAUUUCCAUGUGAAAAAGCCUUGUAUGACAAGGUAUGUUUUAUUCGCUGUUUUUUUUUUUUUUUUUUUUUGUGUGUGGAUCAGAAUCACGUGGAUUCUUGCUUGGGACAGUAAAAUGAAUCAGAGUACAUGUAUAAGGUUUAUCGCUAAUCAGAACUGCAAUGCAUCAUGGAACCGAAAAGGGGGCAAUCAAGCUAGCUCCGCGCUCGGACAGUCCGAAGUGCGCGUGCGCUGAGCUUGCUAACGGCCCCCUUUUCGAUCCCAUGAUGCAUUGCGGUUCUGAUUAGCGAUAAACCUUACAGUGGUCUAUACAUGAGGAAGGCCCUAGAAUGAUGGUAAUAUCUGUAUUUAAUUUUCAUUGACGUCUAUACUCUUGUUUAUGUUGUUGUUGUCUGUUGUGGGGUGUUUAUUAUUCAAGAAUCAGCUAUAGUAAUUUGAUAUAUACAACCUGGCUGGAAGCAAAAUGAAAUUUAAUCAUAUUGACCUGUAUUUUAUAGUCCAGUUUACUGAAGGCCAUGGUCUAAUCCUGUGCUGAAGAAGAAUUUGGAAGCCAAAAAUGUCAAAAUUUGGUUUACAGGGUAUGUUUCUCAUCUUUACUGUGCUCUCAUGCUCUAAUGGACAAACUGUUUUAGCCAUUUACCAGACAUUUGUGAAUAAUUCAACAGUGUCAUAUCAGCUAAUAAAUUUAACCGGUAAAAGAGAUUUGCGUCACAGUCAGCUAUCCAUAGUUAAACCACAUAUUUAGAUUAGAUGUCAUUUAAGUCAAACCCAAGUUCAAAACAUGGGUCAUGAACUUAAAGGCAUGAGAUCAGUAAAUAGAUUUUACAAGGCAUUCACAUUCCACACCUCAAUACUAGCAAUCAAAGGAAAAAUACGAUUUAUUUUUAAUAGUCAAAGUUACAUUGUGUAAUAAGACAAACAGGAGUUAACGUUGCUCUGUAGAACAGCAGUACAUAUUGAAGGGUCAAGUGAAGGCGUUAUUGUUUUUUUUUCAAAAGGAAAUCUUGACUUGAAAAAAAAUACACAGUUAUGAGAUAGCAUGACUCCUUGUGGCCCAUCUUGGAAAAGUCUUCUACCUCUCAUUCUCUUUCUCCCCUAUCGACGCUCUUUCUCCCCCUUUUUCUAUCUCUCUCUAUUUCUCUCGUCGUAUCAAAAGAGAGAGAGCAAAGCCUGUCAGCUGAUCUGAAUAUUGUCUAGCGCAUACUGUCACUGUGUAUAGCAAUGCAACUAUGUGGCAAUAUUUUUAAUGUGAAAUGUUUAUUAUCUAUUAUUCAUACAUUUAUCAUGUUUUUGUAUGAUAAUUAUCUUAAUGUCUUAUAUUAUAGUGUAAGGAUUCUACAUCUAUUUUUACAAUAUAUUUCUUUCACUAGUAUUCUUACGAUUAUUAUUGUCAAUGUUGUCUUAAGAGGCAUCUAUGGCUACGAGAGUAAUGACUCCUCUUUAAAAAAGAGGAGUCUUAACAAGAUAAGACUUGUUAGUGUGAUUUUCAAGCUAAUGUUAAACCCAAACUUGAAUCAUGCCUUAGAAAACAUUAAUGAAAUUGUCAAUGAUGUACAUAAAAUGAGUCUUUACGUGCUUUGGGAAAAUUGAUCUGAAUCAAUGUUUGCUGUUAAAUGCAAUAUCAAUCAUCAAUUACCCCUUGAUGCAUCAAACGAUUUCAUUCAUUUUCUGUGGAAUCAAUUUAUGUUUUAGUAGAAUUCAAAUUGAAUCCGAAGUAGACGAUUACAGUGUACAUCAUUGUAAAGGGGAUCCAGCCCAAGUGUAAGAAAGCUUUGAUUGAUCUGUUUUUACCUGAAAUAUAAAUUAUAUGUUUAUCGAAAGAGUACUGUGAGAUGAAUUAAUAAACGGUUUUGCGUAUGUACAUUUAGGUUGCAGUCCAUUAUUUUUUGUAUAGAUAUACAUGUAGAGAUGACUGGCUAUUUUUGUGCGCUUUUAUUUAUUUAAUGUUAUAUAUUUUUCUUUUUUAUAAUAAAACAUAAAUUGCUUUAUUCUAUUCAGGCAUCUCUCACAAAGCACAUCGUAGGCUAGCAUUUUACAAUUCAGUAGGCUGACUCUGUUUGGAAAUGUAGACAGAUACUUUUCAAAAUGUGUAUUCAUUAUUUGUAUUUAUUCUUGUUGCCAUUACAUCAAAACCCAAUUUUUAUUACAUUUUUGCACAGUAAGAUGGGUCACAUAGAGCGUAAAAAAAUUAUGGCAUUGAUAGAUUUCCAUAUACUUGAGAUUGAUUAGAUCAAUCAUAAUUCUUUGUAAGAUGGGGUCCAGGGCAGGGUUAUAGUUGGAUUAGCACAUGGGCUUCAUAUGAUCUCUGUAAGGCCUCAUAUGGCUUUGUGUUUGGCCCUUUUAACACACAUAUCGCAGCCUGCAGCCACCUACACUGAAUGUACAAUUCCAUCUAAAAUUGUAGACUAAUACAUUGUUCAAUAAUUGUAGCAAAUGUAAACGCGGUAAAGUCUUAAGUUCAACACAUUUUUUCUUCUUGGUUCUUACUUUUUUCACACUAACUAUUAAAAUUUGUAUUUAAAAAAUACAUACUCAUGUAUAUUAAUAAGAUAUUCAGUGUAUUCCACUCUAAUGAUAUUGCAUUGCAAUAUGAUUUGCAUGCAUCUGCUUAAUAAUAAAUAAUGUUGAUAAUAAAUUCAUAUUUUUGGCUUUUAA